Anguilla anguilla (European eel) is the source of this 2713-nucleotide messenger RNA. RefSeq names its product kinesin family member 9 (gene kif9). The record is from RefSeq and is a predicted model, not a curated record. Lineage: Eukaryota; Metazoa; Chordata; Actinopteri; Anguilliformes; Anguillidae. The transcript is spliced from 21 exons. Gene Ontology annotation, molecular function: microtubule binding; microtubule motor activity; ATP binding. Gene Ontology annotation, biological process: microtubule-based movement. The coding region runs from base 170 to 2572 and encodes 800 amino acids.
UUCAUUCCGUCCGGAAAUGAUACUGGUUUCCAUGAGAACAGCAGUAAACAUUUUGCAUGAGACUUUCUUUUGACUGCGUGCAGAAGCUACGGAAACCAAUAAAGCAAGCUAGCAAACUGCUUCAUAGCCGGGCACAUGAUUUUUCUUGUAGUUUGUCCCAGAGGUGACCAUGAACACCCAUGGCAGUGAGGUGAAGGUGUUUGCUCGCACUCGACCGACGGCUAACUUUGCCCAAGACCUAAUUGAAUACCUUCCAGAUGGCCAGACAGUGAAUGUCCGUCUGAAGAAGGAUUCCAGGAAGGGGAUUGUGAAUAACCAACUGAACUCUUGGUCAUUCCGGCUGGACAGAGUCCUGCAUGACGUGUCCCAGGAGGAGGUGUACAGCAGUGUGGCCCGGAGCGUAGUGCUGGGGGCUCUGGAUGGGUACAAUGGUACAGUGAUGUGUUUUGGGCAGACUGGGGCAGGGAAGACCUACACCAUGACAGGUGCUACGGAGAGCUACAAGGAGAGAGGGAUCAUUCCCCGUGCUAUACAGGAGGUGUUUCGGGAAGUGGAGCGGCGGUCCGACCACAUCAUAACAGUUCGAUUGUCCUUCCUGGAGAUCUACAAUGAGACGUUGCUGGACCUGCUGUCCUCAGUGAAGGACACUCCGACAGGGGCGCCCGCGGUCAUGUCUAUCGUGGAUGAGGGGGGUGGCGGCGUCACCGUGAAGGGCCUGUCGAUGCACCUGGUCCACAACGAAGAGGAGGCCCUCAAUUUGCUCUUCGAGGGAGAGAUGAACCGGAUCAUCGGAGCUCACACCUUGAAUAGAAAUUCUUCCAGAUCUCAUUGCAUCUUCACUGUCCAUAUUGAGUCUCACUCAAGGACUCUGUCAGAUGCCAAGUAUGUCACCUCCAAGCUGAACCUGGUGGACCUGGCUGGAUCAGAAAGACUUGGAAAAACUGGGUCUGAGGGCCAGAUUCUCAUAGAGACCAUGUACAUCAACAAGUCCCUGUCGUUCCUGGAGCAAGCCAUUCUGGCUCUGGCAGACCGGCGUCGGGACCACGUGCCCUUCAGACAGAGCAAGCUGACCCAUGCCCUCAAAGAUUCACUGGGUGGAAACUGCAACACAGUGCUGGUGGCUAAUGUUUAUGGAGAGGUCGCUCAGAUAGAGGAGACGCUAUCCACUCUCCGCUUCGCCAGCAGGAUGAAGUGUGUGCGAACAGAGCCGGCUGUCAACGAGCACGUCGACCCCGUGAUCCAGAUUAAGAAGCUGCAGAAGGAGAUACAGUUACUGAAGCAGGAGCUAUCCAUCCGGGAUACACUGGCCAACCGGACUGGGAUGUCCUAUGGUGCACUUACAGAGACCCAGGUAGCAGAGAUUCAGAGCCAAGUCCUGAGAUACUUCGAUGGAACUCUGGAUGAGAUCAAUAUAGUGAGCAUCAGACAGGUCAAGGAGGUUUUUGUCCAGUUCAAGCUCGCUCUGCAGCAGCGGGAGCAGAAAAUCAAGGCUGACAUGAUUCAGAACUUCGCCCUGGCUGAGAAAACACAGAGCACACAGUCAGCUGCUAAUGCAAAGGGGCCCAACGGAAUGGUGGGGGAAAUUGAUGGACCUAGUUUUGGAGUGGGCAUGGCCCCUCCAUUGGAGAAGAACAGUAGACUCCAAUCCCCCCACAGGUCCAAAACCAAAAAGGGAAAAGACAUCAACCGGAAGGAGGGAGCAGGGAGCCCUGCCCAGGUGAAGGAGGAGCCAGCGGUCUCGUCCACAUCCCGGAUAAACCCCCUGCUGGUGUCACAGAAGGACAUAGACGGCCAGGAGCCAGAAAUGCUGAGCCAGGACUCCCAAGGGCCACCGGCGGGGGACAGAGAGAACUUCAGGGCUGAUUCCCCACCCCCAAAAGCUGCAGCCUUCGAGGACUUCAAGGCGGAGCGCGGGAGCGAGAUAAACCGCAUCCUGAAGGAGAACAAGGCGGUGCUGGUGGAGCGGCGGCGGCGUCUGCGGGAGCUGACGGACGGGGUGAACGCGGCCAAGCGGGAGAUCGACCGCACCAGCGCCGAGCUGCAGCAGCGACGGGAACAGAGCCAGCGCCACGGGCGAUUUGUGAGUGCAGACGGGGAGCCGGUGCUGGAGGAGGCAGAGCUAGCCUUGCUCCUGAGGCUGCAGGAGCUGAAGGGACAGUACCGUCAGCAGUAUAAGGAGCUGCGCGGCACCAAGGCUGAGGUCAGCUACUGCGAACACCUGGUGGACCAGUGCAGGACCCGUCUACUCAGCGAGUUUGAGAGCUGGUAUAAUGAGUCCUUCCUGAUUCCUGAGGAGACGCAGGCUAUCCUGAGAUCAGGGGAUCCCGCCAUCCAGCCAGGACACAUCCCAAUGGCCAAGGCCUUGGCUCUGGAGGAAGAUGAUCAGGAGCACUUUGAGCAUCUCCGGUCCGAGUUGUUGAAGAGCCCUGGUGCUAUCUCCUACUUCAAUGCCCAUGACAGGACUUUGCAAAGGAGAAACUACACCAGGACCUCAACCCAGAAACUGCAGCAGAAGAGGAGCUCAGAGGACAAUGGGAGGACCAAGCUGCCUGCCAUCCUCUCAGUGACCUGAAAGUAGCACUGCCAAAUAAUACCUCACUGCAGGGGGGGGACUACUGUAUCCAAACACUCUGGAGGAUAACAGAUAUAAAUGAAUAGCACCCAUUGAAUUUUGCUCAUUGUUGUAUUAAGCAUGAAAAUAAAAUUAAUGAUG